This is a messenger RNA of Anolis sagrei ordinatus, 4030 nucleotides long. Lineage: Eukaryota; Metazoa; Chordata; Lepidosauria; Squamata; Anolidae. The record is from RefSeq and is a predicted model, not a curated record.
AUGUCUCAGUGGAAUCAAAUCCAGCAGCUGGAAGCAAAAUUUUUGGAGCAGAUCGAUCAGAUUUACGAUGACAAAUUUCCCAUGGAAGUUCGACACCUAUUAGCACAAUGGAUUGAAAACCAAGACUGGGAAUCUGCAUAUAACAAUGAGCCCAUGGCCACCAUUCUCCUACAGAACUUGCUAAUAAAACUGGACGAACAUUUAGACCGUGUUUCCCAAGAGAAGAAUCUCCUCUUGGUGCACAACCUAAAGAGAAUCAGGAAGAUGCUUCAGGGAAAAUAUCACAAUAAUCCUGUGCACGUAGCAGUAGUUGUUUCAAAUUGUUUAAGAGAAGAAAGAAGAAUAUUGGCUUCAGCCAGUAUGCCUGUACAGGGCCCACUAGAAAAAUCACUACAAAACAACCUGGAUUCAGAAAGACAAAGAAAAGUUGAGCAUAAGGCAUCUACAAUUAAGAACAGCACUCAGAUGACUGAACAAGACGUGAAAUAUUUAGAAGAUCUGCAAGAGGAGUUUGACUUUCGGUACAAAACGAUGCAAAGUAUAGAACAGAAUGAGAAAAACAGUGCUGCCAUGAAGCAGGAGAUGUUGAUGUUGCAGGGAAUAUUCAACACCUUAGACUACAGGCGAAAGGAGAUUCUUUGUAAAGUGGAACAAAUGAUAAAGGAAAUUGAAGGCUUUGUGAAUAACAUGCUGAUGGAAGAAUUACUGGAUUGGAAGAGGCGGCAGCAAAUUGCCUGCAUCGGAGGUCCUUUGCACAGUGGGCUUGAUCAGCUACAAAACUGUUUCACACUGCUGGCAGAAAGUCUUUUCCAAAUAAAACGGCAACUGGAGAAACUGGAUGAGCUUUCGGUUAAACUCACAUACGAUGGAGAUCCCAUCGCAUUGCAAAAACCUCAUUUGCUAGAAAGAGUAAACUUCUUACUAUACAGCCUUUUCCAAAGUUCAUUUAUAGUUGAGAGACAGCCCUGCAUGCCAACUCAUCCCCAGAGAUCCUUGGUUCUAAAAACCUUAAUCCAGUUCUCUGUUAAACUUCGGCUACUUAUUAAAUUGCCAGAGCUGAACUACCAAAUCCGAGUGAAAGCUACUAUUGACAAGAAUGCUUCUACUAUAAGUAAUCGCAGAUUUGUCCUCUGCGGUACUCAUGUCAAAGCAAUGAACAUGGAUGAGUCUGAAAAUGGAAGUCUUUCUGUGGAGUUUCGACAUCUGCAACCAAAGGAAAUGAAAGCAAGUGCUGGAAACAAAGGAAAUGAGGGUCCUCAAAUGGUUACUGAAGAAUUGCAUUCCAUUACUUUUGAAACGCAGGUCUGCUUGUAUGGGCUGACCAUAGACUUGGAAACAUGUUCUUUACCAGUUGUGAUGAUUUCUAAUGUCAGUCAAUUGCCUAAUGCUUGGGCUUCUAUUAUAUGGUACAACCUGUCCACAAAGGAAUCUCAGAACUUGACCUUCUUCAACAAUCCCCCGUCUGUUGGAUUGAGUCAGGUCCUGGAGGUUCUGAGUUGGCAGUUUUCUUCAUAUAUUGGCCGUGGACUCAAUUCUGACCAACUUGGGAUGCUGGCAGAAAAACUGACAGGACAGCAAGUCAUCUAUACUGAACAACACAUUUCCUGGUCAAAAUUCUGUAAGGAGCACUUGCCUGGGAAAUCAUUUACAUUUUGGGUAUGGCUUGAAGCAAUCUUGGAGCUGAUUAAAAAGCAUAUUCUUCCUCUUUGGAUUGAUGGAUGUAUCAUGGGCUUUGUGAGCAAAGAGAAGGAGAGAGGUUUGCUCAAGGACAAGAUGCCAGGGACAUUUUUAUUGAGAUUCAGUGAAAGCAACCUAGGAGGGAUUACAUUUACAUGGGUAUCUCAGUCAGAAAAUGGGGAAGUGGAUUUCCAUUCUGUGGAGCCAUAUAACAAGGGUCGUUUAACGGCAUUGCCUUUUGCUGACAUUUUACGAGAUUACAAAGUUAUUACGGAAGAUAAUGUUCCUGAAAACCCUCUGAAAUAUCUUUAUCCAGAUAUCCCCAAAGACACAGCCUUCGGAAGGCAUUACAGCUCACAAGCAAGCGAAGUGCCAAGACCUACAGAAGGAGGGACUACAGGCUACGUCCCUUCUGUAUUUAUUCCAGUCUCCAAAAUUCUGAAUGAUUCAACAGACCCACCUUCACCAUCAGACCUUCUCCCCAUGUCUCCCAGUGUCUACGCUGUUUUGAGAGAACACCUGAGUCCUACUGUAAUGGAAACUGCUAUGAGUUCUCCAUAUUCAACUGACUAACAUUUCUCUACUGAAGAAUCUAAAGGACCGAUGUAGAUACAUUUCAAAAGAGGAAUACCUAAAUCACUUUCUUUCUUGUUUCCCUUGUAAAUAUCAAUAUGUACUUGUAUACACUCUUAUCUUCUUGGAUCUAAAUCUCCUUUCACGCAUAGCUUCUUUACUUAUCCUUCAGACAUUGUUUGACUAUAUCUCCCAGCAUUCCCAACCACUAGCUAUGCUGUCUAGGGCUGGUGCAACUGGAAGUCCAGCAACAUCCAAAAAAAGCCUGUCUUCAUAAUUUAGCCUUCCAAGAACUAGCUUGGGCUAGCUCACUUAAUACCCAACUCCUCUUUGCAUUGUCUGUUUGAAAUAACCAUGUACAAUAUAUUUCACAGUUACCUGACUUUGGAGGUCACAGGAAACAGUUGUUUAUUCAAAUCUGAAAGUGGAAGCAUUCGGUACCUUGCCUCACACAUAAAGUGGUGAGGGAGGAAGCAUACACUCGAGACUUGUGUUUGCAACAGUGCUUAGUUGCACCAAGCUGAACUUUGCCUAGAAAAAGAUUGUUUACAAAAAAAAAGUCAUUAGAGAACAAAUCAAAGAAAUCAAUCAACUGUUGACAAUCUGGGCACUGAUAUGCUACAAAAGGUGUGAUAAUGUGAUGUUGACUCUGUGCAAAUAGGAUUAAACAGAGACUGUUGUCUGGUAGAAUUGUGCCAGGACAUUUCAGUUUCUGUUUCCCUGCAGACUUCAAGUAAUGUGAUUUUAAGGCUGGGCUCAUAUGGCGGGAACUGGGCUAAACAAAACAGAGGACUUAAAUAAGCUAGAUUGAGAUGGAAGAUGGAAGUAUAGUGGUUAGCUAGGAUCAUGGAUAAGAGGAUCCAUGCCUGGUGAGCGUAUACUAAACCAGAUAGGUCAGGACGGAGAAACCAACUCUCUAGGUUGAAGGCAAGCCACAGAGGUUUGUUUGAUUUGGACAAAAAGGAUGCAAGUACAGCAAUUUACUUCAAAAUGUGCAAGCAUAAACAUACAGAGAAAUACAAGAAAUACAAGACAUCUUAUAUAGUUCCUGCUCCUUCCCUUGAUUGGCUGGAAAAAAGGUUUAGCAAAUGCACAAAUACUUGAGCCUCUGUUUUGGCAGGCAGCAAUCUCUCAGCUUUAAGUGACCCAUAUAACUCAGGGGUCCUCAAACUUUUUAAACAGAGGGCCAGGUCAAAGUCUUUCAAUCUGUUAUAGGGCCGGAUUGUAAUUUGAAAAAAACAUGAAUGAAUUCCUAUGCACACUGCACGUAUCUUAUUUGUAGUGCAAAAACACACACACUUUAAACAAUACAAUAAUUAAAAUGAAGAACAAUUUUAACAAAUAUAAAGUUAUUAGUAAUUCAAUGAGAAGUGUGGACCUGCUCUUGGCUGAUGAGAUAGGGUUGUUGUUGUGUGCUUUCAAGUCAUUUCAGACUUAGGAUGACCCUGUGUAAGGGCUGGGUAAAUGACCCUGGAGGGCCGCAUCUGGCCUCCGGACCUUAGUUUGAGGACCCCUGAUAUAAUUAGACAAACAGGUUUGAGUUUAUAUGGGCUGACAUGGGAAGUCCCCUAUAUCAGCAGACACAUUAAUUUUGAUAAUUAUCUGGUGUGGGAAAUGGCCAGAGGGAUUUGCCCAACCUUCCUGUUCUCAAAGGAUUAUUUCAACAGGGUUAUAGGGACUGUCUCUGGGCUACAUCUUGUUACAUUUUAUAAAGAAGUUUUAUACAUUUUAUAUACAAGAAAUAGAUACAGUACACAGAAAGAUACAAAUUAUGCAAAAA